AAAAAUCACCUCAGUCGGAGUUUGAAACCGACCAAACUAAGCGACCUGCAGAGUGUAACCAGAUAAAAGAGGAGAGAAGACAACAAACAGUCCUCUGCUGCUGUGCAAAACCACCUGUGGCUCCGACUUCAACUUUCAACCUCCAAAAUCUACAAAUGGCCAUGAUGCUGAAAGCAUGGACAGUGCUGGCGGCUGUGGUGCUGUGUGUAUUGAUGUGUCUGGGAACACUGGCGGAUGCCUACCCCCCUAAACCUGAGAACCCUGGUGAAGAUGCCCCACCUGAGGAGCUUGCCAAGUACUACACAGCGCUGAGACACUACAUCAAUCUGAUCACCAGGCAGAGGUAUGGAAAGCGUUCAGGUCAGGAGGAUGUGUUUGCAGAGCUGUUGUUUGGCGGCGACAGCAACAGAGGCCAGAGAUCACGAUACGAUGACUCCUACAUGUGGUGACUCCUCCACUUUUCUCCCUCCCCAUCAGGCAUUCCCUCAGGGUGCAUCCCAGAAUGCUCCUUGAGGGGCCAAAAUGUGCCUCUCGCCUCUGACCCCUGAACCCUGCCCCAUCCAGUAACCCUCACUGACCACAACUCAAGCUCUCUUUGUCCCUUUUGUCGCUGUCUUACUGUACAUCUUGUCAUUACAACAGAAUUGCGUAUAAAUUAUUAUCAAAGUAAAAUAUAUAUAAGAUCAGAACUACUAAUCAGAAUGUGUCUGUGUGUGUCAGCGUUAACGUCCCGCCGCUGUCCAAUGCUGUUUACAGGAGGAAGGUCUUGUUUUAACGUUGCUGCUGUCAAAAGCAACAUUAGAAGAGAUCAAUAAAACUUUUCUGUGUGAUUAAAA
This is a messenger RNA of Labrus mixtus (cuckoo wrasse), 836 nucleotides long. RefSeq names its product peptide YYa (gene pyya). The record is from RefSeq and is a predicted model, not a curated record. Lineage: Eukaryota; Metazoa; Chordata; Actinopteri; Labriformes; Labridae. Gene Ontology annotation, molecular function: neuropeptide Y receptor binding; neuropeptide hormone activity. Gene Ontology annotation, biological process: neuropeptide signaling pathway; feeding behavior. The transcript has 4 exons. Bases 156 to 449 code for a protein of 97 amino acids. Gene Ontology annotation, cellular component: extracellular region.